Molecule: messenger RNA, 1312 nt
Organism: Porites evermanni
Lineage: Eukaryota; Metazoa; Cnidaria; Anthozoa; Scleractinia; Poritidae
Source: the annotation of a GenBank genome assembly
AUGCAAUUUCAGUGUUGUAAGGCCUGCCUUGAAACCUCAAAAGACACUAUUGUUUGUAGCCAGUGUUGUGAGUCUUCUUUAUGUGAAACUUGCUUGAACUUGGAAGCUGUUUGUGACAAAUGUAAAGAAGAAGGACAAUACCCAUCAUUAAGAGCUUGUAAAAGGUGCUUACAAAAUCACAUCCAAUGUGUAAAAUUUCUUGUACUCACCUGGAGCAUUGAUUGUGAGUCAGGAAAUCGUAAAAUGGCUGAUCUUGUUGCACAAGAGAAAAUACAGUUCCUUGAGUACCUAGUUGUGUUUCCUGAUGUUGUGCAUCUUUCCAAAACUUACAAGUGUUCAUGGAGUAAUUGGUUUCUGAUUCUAGGAGAAGGAGACAGAAGCACACUUAGUACUCUCAGAAUGCUGAGAAAUGAAUCAAGUCCUAGGAUUACUGAGGUUCUCCAAAAUUUGUUAACUGCAGAAUCAGUCCGGAAUAAGGAUAGAAUGGCAACAGUAUCACUUACAAUAUUAACUGACUCCAAAUUGCUGACCUAUCUAGAUUCUAUCAAAGACAUGUUUCUAACUAUCAGUAUCCUUCCAGACAGAUACAGAGUAAGUGACACAAAUAAAAGAGGAAUGUAUGAACAUCCCUAUGCUCUUUGCCCAGCAAGUAAUGGAAAUAUCAUAUUUCUCAACUGGAAUUCGAAAACUAGAUCAUCUGAUAUCAUCCAAGUGCGGCUUCACAGUCCAGCGGACAGCAAAAUAGUAUAUAGAAAUGUGGAUUCAAAAGGCCUGAGUCUUUGCUACCUCAAUGGCUCAGCUCUGUUCUAUGGGGAGAAGGGUAUACUCUACGUUGACAUGGAAGGUAAAUUUACAUUGUGUUUGUCACGCAUGAAAUCAAUAUCAAUAUUGCAUUACUAUCUUUAAUGCCAUGUAAAACUUACAAAACAAUUCACAAUUUUAUGGUUAGUAUAUAUCAUAUAUAUCUACUAAUGCUAUGUCAUAUUGUUUAGGCAAAACCACUAUUAAAUCUACUCAAUUCAGAAGCAAAGCAGGAGCAUUAGCCUUCAUCAAGCAACAUAUCACCUCAGAAUACGAUGGCAGCACUGUUACCCUGAAGAAUAUGCAAACCAAAAUACAGCAUUAUCUUGAGAAACAACAACGCCUCCAUAGAAAGUGUGGUACUAUUGGAAUAGUUACAUUGAACAAGGAAGUACAGCUCACAGCUUUAUGCCAAGGAAAUAGUGACAUUCUUGCUGCUUCAUCAAACUCACAAAUGGCUAUCUACUUAGUAACCAACAAUUUUGAUGGUGUUGGUAUUCUUGGAAAAAUC